CAUAGAAAUGAACCACAGCAAUGCAUGAUCCCUUGGUUCGCUUUUCCUCCUACUUCCAGGAGGGGCGCAAGUGCGGCCAGAGUUUGCUAGAGAGUAACAUAGGAACCAAAAGCGAGGCGCUGUGUUUCCCUUCUAUGCAGGGGAUUGUGUAAUUCGCUGCACAAAGCGGAAUUGUGGUGGAGACGCAGCAAAGACUUAAACUAUAAGCAUGAAGAAAUUAAAGCUGAAAGAAUUUGAAAGCUGCCUUCAACAAGUUGAUACUUUUGAUGAUCCAAAAUUACUGCUUGAACAAUAUCCAACAAGGCCACACAUUGCGGCAUGUAUGCUUUAUACAAUUCACAAUACUUUUGAUGAUAUCGAAAACAAGAUUGUUGCAGAUCUUGGGUGCGGUUGUGGUGUCCUGAGCAUUGGAAGUUCUAUGCUGGGGGCAGGGUUAUGUGUAGGAUUUGAUAUCGAUCUUGAUGCCCUAGAUGUAUUUAGCAAGAAUGCUGAAGAAUUUGAGCUCACAAAUAUUGAUAUUAUUCAGUGCGAUGUAUGUUCUCUGCCUGACAAAAUGCCAAAAAUAUUUGAUACAGUUAUUAUGAAUCCUCCCUUUGGAACGAAACACAAUAAAGGCAUGGAUAUGGCUUUUCUGAAGACAGCACUGCAGAUGGCAAGAACAGCUGUGUAUUCCUUACACAAAACGUCAACCCGACAACAUAUUCAGAAGAAAGCAGAGGAAUGGAAGGUGAAGAUGGAAGUUUUAGCAGAACUGAGGUAUGACCUGCCAGCAUCGUAUAAGUUUCAUAAGAAGAAAUCCGUGGACAUCGAAGUUGAUUUUAUUAGAUUCACUUGUGACAAAAAGAUGAAUGGAGGAAUGACAUAAAACUUUUUUAGAAGAAUAAAAAAUCUUUUUGGAGUGCUAUUCCUUAUUUCCAGCUCCAUUUUCUGUUUUUAUCUGCUUUGGGGCAGGAUCUUCAGGGGUGGCAUCUUCAAGUGGCCUUUUCUUAGGACUUGCCAACCCUGCAAAAUCAAGGUGUAUUUUUUAUCAUUUAUUGCAAGUAAAGUACAGUUCCAUUUCACAGAACUAUAUAAAAUAUGCUCCCAUAUUGGGACAAAUAGUAAUUUGAUGCCAUCAUUAAGGAAUGAAUAUGACCAUCAAAAAGACACCUUUGACCAUAAGAGAUCCAGAUUUUAAAGGGCUCUUUUUCUAUGAAAGAACCUACAGGAAAGGUCUCUUACAGGAACUUUUUCUUUAUAUAUUUUACACUUUCCAAACAAAUACUCAACUACUAAAAGCCUCACCAAGAUGAUACUUUCUGAACUAUCAAGUCUUUAAUUCAGCAUUUAAUGUAAUGCAUUCCCAGCUUUAGGUUUGUGCAUUAUUUCCAAUUGUGUAACAGCUUUGUCUAUAAAAACUAAAUAUUCCCUAACUGAUCCAAACAACCAAUCUUAAUGGACUAAAUUCUUCUCAUGAAGUAGGAGGAAGAGAAUGAAAUAAAACACUGUCAUUUAUUAUUUUCCUUGUCAAGCUCUUUGAAGAAUGAUUUGAGCUGCUAUCAGGAAUGUUAAAUUUCUGAGAAGAAAUAUUUUGAUAAGACAUUUGGGCAAUCAAGCUAAAAAAUGAAAAAUCAGAUAUAGAUGAAUCGUUUCCCCUUUGUUUGUAUCAUUGUAUAGUAAGAAGCUACAAUUAUGGCCAGGGACAUCCAACCAUUAUUCGGGGGGAAAAUCAUGACAGCACUCUUUUAUAGACACACUCAUAGCUAUAUUGAAUGCAUCUAUUUAGAAAUUCAGGCAAGUGAAGAAAAUAGCCCACCUUUUGUACUGUUGCCUUCAACCUCCUCUUCAUCUUCACUCUCAAAUUUUGUUUUCUUGCCUUGAAAUUUUACUUUUUUGUCUUGUGCUCCUUGAGAUCCCUUGUUGUAUUUAUUUUUACGACCUGUCAAGCAGAAAAUAUACAAUUUAGAACACUGUCA
Anolis carolinensis (green anole) is the source of this 1955-nucleotide messenger RNA. RefSeq names its product methyltransferase 5, N6-adenosine (gene mettl5). The transcript has 8 exons. The record is from RefSeq and is a predicted model, not a curated record. Gene Ontology annotation, biological process: rRNA methylation. Gene Ontology annotation, molecular function: nucleic acid binding; rRNA (adenine-N6-)-methyltransferase activity. Bases 209 to 865 code for a protein of 218 amino acids. Lineage: Eukaryota; Metazoa; Chordata; Lepidosauria; Squamata; Anolidae.